UAUCCUCCAAGCGCAAAGCUUGAGAAAAGCCUUCGCUUCCGCAUUUAUAAGCUUCGCUCAGAAGCAAAGAGAGAAUUAGAGAGAGAAAGAGCUCAGACGGUUCGGCAGUCUGCCCAAAAACUUGCAAAAUUAGAGAGAGAAGAGAGAGAGGGUCGCAUCGUAUCUUUAUCGAAAACCAUCUCUUGCUUCGUGCUACGGGAACGAUCUUUUCCCCGCAAGCAUACACAGAGGGGGGUCGGUCACCUUCGCACUCAAUUUCUGAGGGGGAGAAGAAUCCAAGAACGCACGCGCCGGGACAAAAGAAUCUGGGGUUUGAGCGUGAAGCCUCAAUGUCGAUGGAGUGGUAAGAGAGAGAAGCAAAUCUGGCAAACAUAGGGGGAUUGAGGGCUCGCUUGUCGCUGAAGCAAUCACCCUCCGGUUGCGCCGACGACGAGGAGGAGUGCAGGCCUUGGCGUCGCCGCUUCUCCUUCAUGGCUCUCACCUGGGGCUCCGCCCUCCGCGUCGCCCUCCUCCUCUCGCUCCUCCUCGCCGCCGUCGUCGCCUGCUUCACCCUCCCCGUCGAAAAGAUUCUAAAGGAUUUCUUGUUAUGGGUUGAACAUGACCUUGGCCCUUGGGGUCCACUUGUUUUAGCCGUUGCAUAUAUUCCGCUGACAGUUUUGGCAGUUCCAGCUUCAGUACUCACCCUUGGUGGCGGUUAUUUAUUCGGCUUACCUGUGGGAUUUGUUGCUGACUCCAUUGGUGCUACUAUUGGAGCCGGCGCGGCAUUUCUCCUGGGCAGAACUAUUGCAAGAUCAUUCGUUAUUUCUAAAUUGAAGGAUUAUCCUCGGUUCCGCUCGGUUGCUCUUGCAAUUCAUAAAUCUGGGUUCAAGAUUGUCUUGCUGCUGCGGCUGGUUCCCUUGCUUCCGUUUAACAUGUUGAAUUACCUCCUUUCUGUGACUCCAGUGCCAAUUGGGGAAUACAUGCUGGCAUCUUGGAUAGGCAUGAUGCCUAUAACACUUGCACUGGUAUAUGUUGGGACAACUUUAAAGGAUCUUUCUGAUGUAACUCAUGGAUGGAGUGAAUUUUCAACUACUCGUUGGGUAUUAAUCUUUCUGGGCCUUAUGGUAUCUGUUGUUCUGAUGUUCUGCGUUACUAGAGUCGCCAAGUCGGCUUUGGAAAAAGCUCUGGCUGAAAAUGAAGAUCUUGAUGGGGUUUUGGCGACAUCACAGUUGCCUAUCGUGGCCGAACCGGCUGCCGACUUGAAUCAGGCUCUUAUCAUAAAGAUAGAACCUUCUGAAGAGAAUCACGAAAAGUGAAAAAACAAAAAGGAAAAAGGAAUCCAUCUUUCUGUAAAUUCGUCUCCUUUAUCAUUUUUGUAGGAUGAUGUACUACCCAUUUGAACCUCCUCCGUGUCGUUCUCAGCAUAUGAUGGUCUUGUGAUGCAUCUACUGUACAGUCCCAGUUUUCUGCUUUAGCAUGAUCAAGGAAUUCUCUCAUUUUUAAACCGAUGAAAUCAUAAAAAUUCUCAAUGAAACAUUCGUUUUUUAGGUAGUUCA
Rhodamnia argentea is the source of this 1535-nucleotide messenger RNA. Its product is annotated as TVP38/TMEM64 family membrane protein slr0305. Gene Ontology annotation, cellular component: membrane. The record is from RefSeq and is a predicted model, not a curated record. The transcript is spliced from 9 exons. Bases 471 to 1295 code for a protein of 274 amino acids. NCBI's taxonomy places the organism in Eukaryota, Viridiplantae, Streptophyta, Magnoliopsida, Myrtales, Myrtaceae.